CAGCUGUAGGCGAGCAAAGACAGUGAGGUAGUACGGAUUAGUACGUUCACGCAGUUAGUGCUCGGCGUACAGAGACUAAAGACGUUCGUAUAAAUCUCUUGUCUUCCCUUCGCUUUCGAAGUCGCGCUGAAUUCUACGAGUCAGAGUCAGUUGACGGAACGAGUCAAAGCUCCCGUUUUAACGUUCACGGUUUUCCGGUGCUGGAGAAUUUCUUUGUAGUGCAAUCGCCGCGUCCCUCCUGUGUCUGUGGGAAAGUGGAGAGAAACUUUUACCGAUUGAAUAGAAUUGCUGAAGUGUCGAGAUACAGCGGUUGAAAAAUGGAAAUCUGCAACCGAGAGGACCGAUUACACGGUAUGCCAUGCGAAAAAGCGUCGCACCUCGUUGACAAUGGGGAGAAAUUCCGGCGGGAAAAAGUUUCCACCCUGCGGGAACUUAUAGAUGCGCUGUACGAGGCUUACAACACGGAUAAUGUGAAUAUCGAUUACGUUCAGGAUCUGAUGAUGAGCUAUAAGAGCAAUCCCGCGGAGUGGAAGAAAUUUGCCAAAUUCGACAGAUACAGAUAUACCAGAAACUUAGUUGACGAAGGGAACGGCAGGUUCAAUCUCAUGGUAUUGUGCUGGGGAGAAGGUCACGGGUCAGCCAUACACGAUCAUGCCAACUCACAUUGUGUUAUGAAAAUACUCCAGGGGAAAUUAUGCGAGACGAGGUACGCGUGGCCCGAAGGAUCGGAGAUGAAAAAUGAUGCGGAGGAACUCAAGGAACUCGAGAAGAAUACGCUUGAUAUAAAUGAGAUCUGUUAUAUUAAUGAUUCACUAGGUUUGCACCGUGUCGAAAAUCCAAGCGCGAUGAAUCCCGCGGUCUCCCUACAUUUGUACUCGCCGCCAUUCUCAUCGUGCUCGGUCUUCAACAAGCAGACCGGGCAAAAGUCUAUGUGUAAGGUCACAUUCUGGUCCAAGUACGGGGAAGGAAGAAACCGGCAAAUUCAAGAUACCAGAUCUCCCGAGGAUAACUAAUCUGAGCAAGAGAGCAGAAACACCACCAACGAUACCAAUUAAGUGUAUGCGAUACUGUAAUCGUAUACGGAAAACGAUUUGCAUUUCCUUGGAUUGGACCUAUUGGACUGGAGUUGUUCACUAUGCAUAAAUUAACUAAAAUGUUAACAAUUGUGUUAUUACUAUUGUCCAAGUUUCGUCGCGUAGUCGUAUUUAAGUAUUUAAAUU
Molecule: messenger RNA, 1220 nt
Organism: Trachymyrmex cornetzi
Lineage: Eukaryota; Metazoa; Arthropoda; Insecta; Hymenoptera; Formicidae
Product: cysteine dioxygenase type 1
Exons: 5
Coding region: 318-1013 (231 amino acids)
Biological process (GO): L-cysteine catabolic process
Molecular function (GO): ferrous iron binding; cysteine dioxygenase activity
Source: RefSeq, a predicted model, not a curated record